AUGGAGCAGUUGGACAAUCAUGUAAAACUUAACCUAGUCAACCACUCUUUAGGCGUGGUCAUAAAAAAGCUCAAUUCAAAGGAUGAAGGGUUUGCUAAUAUAAUAAUCAGAACAUAUUCCGGUUUCUACGAGCUUGUCAAAACAAGUAAUGGUGUAGUUAAUAGUGCCGUCGGACCUGGUAUGAUGAUAUUGUGUAUAUCUCCUCUUUUUUCAAAGAUCAUAUCAACGAGCACAGAAAAGGCUCAUGCCAAAGGUAGUCUUACAUCACCCUGGUCAACAUAUGUUGUUUGUCGUUUCAAAGAUAUCAUUUGUAACGUAGGCCUUGUCCGAUACACCGUGACUGAAAAUUAUUACAAAGUCAUAUCGCAUCACAUUUUCAAGGAAUUGCUACACUCGAAGAUGGGGAAAGCAACAUGUAUAUUCUCCCUCCGAGGUUUUAGCAAACUACUGGCUAUCGUACAUAUCAUACCGUAUUUACCUGGACCACCUGUUCGUAAACCCAAUAUCGAUUAUGAACAAACAGUUCUUUUUGACAUAUUGUGUAUCCUAGAUGAAGUCUGUGUCAAAAACUUGCAUCUGCUCCUACCUCAAUUAGUUUAUUGUAGACCGACGGUUAUUGUUAAUCUCUCGGCCCGGAAACGCAAACUUAGGUCUAUCAUCAGUGUGAAUACCUUUUUAAUUAAGCAGGAAAAAAUCGGCAAAAAACCGAUAGCGAGAACCUUACAUGAAGAAAAGGUUGUCAUAGAAGCUUUGGAUGUAAUAAUCAGCUGA
Messenger RNA from Mucor mucedo, 771 nucleotides. RefSeq lists its product as uncharacterized. Bases 1 to 771 code for a protein of 256 amino acids. The transcript is spliced from 5 exons. Lineage: Eukaryota; Fungi; Mucoromycota; Mucoromycetes; Mucorales; Mucoraceae. The record is from RefSeq and is a predicted model, not a curated record.